Molecule: messenger RNA, 1849 nt
Organism: Solanum dulcamara
Lineage: Eukaryota; Viridiplantae; Streptophyta; Magnoliopsida; Solanales; Solanaceae
Exons: 1
Coding region: 484-1524 (346 amino acids)
Biological process (GO): transmembrane transport
Source: RefSeq, a predicted model, not a curated record
UUCAUUUCUCCAUUGUCCUUCCGCCACCCAUCUCUUCACUGUCACUAUAAAAGAUCGAAGCUUUUUCUCACUUCUCAAAAAUUCUUUGAUGGGGUUGAAUUUCCCUGUAUGCUGAUUCAGUUUUAGCUCUCAAAUCUUGCAUCUACAAACAGAAAAAGUAAACAGAAAAAAUUAUAUAGUAUUUAUAUAUAUAGUGUAUACAUUGUAAUUCUGUAUGUAUGUGUAGAUUUUUUAUUGAUCUGAGCUUGACCCAUUUGAGAUCUCAGUAAGUUAGUAUAAGGGUCGGUUUUUGUUUUUGUUUUUUUUCUGUUUUUUGUUUCCUUGAUCUUUUCUUGAUUUUAUGUUCAUGGCAGAUUUGUUUGUCUUUUCUUGCUUGUAGAAAUUGGGUGGUAAUUUGGGGAUAUUUGAUUUGAAGGGAGUUUAUAGUUAGUGGAUUUGAGAUUAAGAUUAAUUUUUUUUGGCUGAUUUGGGAAGUGGUGGAAAAUGAGUGUGAGUAUGGAGGAGGAUGAUUCAGCUUCAAAAAUACAUCUUCCUGCAGAUAUAAAUUGGGAGAUGCUUGACAAAUCUAAGUUUUUUUUCUUGGGUGCUGCGCUUUUUUCUGGUGUGUCAGGUGCACUUUAUCCAAUAGUAGUGUUGAAAACUAGGCAGCAAGUUAUGAGUACUCGAAUUCCAUGUCUAAAAAUGGCAGGAUCUAUGUUGAGGAGUGAAGGGUAUAGAGGAUUUUACAGAGGAUUUGGUACUUCUCUUACAGGGACUAUUCCUGCUAGAGCACUUUACAUGGGGGCACUUGAAGUGACCAAAAGUAGUGUUGGAACUGCAACUAUUCAGUUGGGAUUCUCUGAAGCAUCGUCCUCGGCUAUUGCCAAUGCUGCUGCAGGGCUCAGCGCGUCCAUGGCAGCUCAAUUGGUGUGGACACCAAUUGAUGUUGUGAGUCAGAGGUUGAUGGUUCAAGGAAGUGGAAAUUCUAGCUGUGGUGUUGUUGGAUUGAAGUGUUAUAACGGUGGGAUCGAUGCGUUUAGGAAGAUUGUUUGUGGUGAUGGUUUGAGGGGAUUGUAUAGAGGAUUUGGUAUUUCAAUACUGACUUAUGCACCUUCAAAUGCAGUGUGGUGGGGUUCAUACUCUAUUGCUCACAGAUUGAUUUGGGGUUCAAUUGGUUGCUAUUGUUGCAAAAAAGACGAUGAGGGUGGUUAUCGGCCAGAUGGGAAGGCAAUGGUAACAGUUCAAGGGUUGAGUGCAGCCAUGGCUAGUGGGGUGUCUGCAUUAGUGACAAUGCCACUUGACACUGUCAAAACAAGAUUACAAGUAUUAGAUGAUGAUUGUCGUAGUAGUAGUAGUAGUAGUGGUAGGAGAACACCAACAGUUUUACAGACAGUGAGGAAUUUAGUGAAGGAAGGUGGAUUUAGUGCUUGUUAUAGAGGAUUAGGUCUAAGAUGGGCAUCAAUGUCCAUGUCUGCAAUAACUAUGAUCACUACUUAUGAGUUCCUCAAGAAACUAUCCACCAAGAAUCAAGAAAGCUUUGUUUGAUGAAAUCUUGCAUUGACAUUGAGCACAGAAACCAAAGAGGGAAGAUGGAGCCCUUCCAAACUCACGGCGAAUCUGAAUUAGUCUGGCCAGUGUUUAUAUGGCACGAAUCCAGAUUAGUCGGCCAGUAAAUGCAUUCACUGGAUAGCAAAGGUUUAAACCUAAAGAAAAGGGUAGAUGGAGAAGAUGUUUUAUAUCUUGAAUCCUUUUGAAGUUUUAUUUUUCUCAUCUUUUACCUAGCCUAAUGUAAAUUUUGUAAAAAAUGUAGUAGCAAUGUUAUGCCAAUUUUCUUUUUUUUUUUGUAUUUCAAGUGUUCUUACUUGUUCAA